Molecule: messenger RNA, 2636 nt
Organism: Blepharisma stoltei
Lineage: Eukaryota; Ciliophora; Heterotrichea; Heterotrichida; Blepharismidae
Source: the annotation of a GenBank genome assembly
AUGGGUCAAACGCAGCCUAAAUCAAUAAUUCACUCCCAACUGAAGUCAAAUGCUAACAAUUACUCUUAUGAAACUGUUGAAAAGUCAAAAUCCCUCCUAUUCCCCAAAAUUCUCAAAAUUUUCAUCUCAAAUGAAGUUUUCCAUAUUUCCGUCCCAGAUGAUUCUCUUACAUGUGGCUGAUUGCUGUCAGAAGUGAUAAGAAAAUACAAAGGCGACCAACACAUAGUCACACUAAGAACCAAAAACAACAUCGAAAUCCUCGACCAUUGACUAAAUUCAUUCGAACGAUCUCUGCAGCCAAUUAGAUUAGAUUAGAUUAUGCUGUUCGCCUUGCUGGGCCGGGAUUUCCACCCCUACACAUUCAUCCCUCUCGCGGGAGGCUUGACGGACACCCUCCCUGUUGCCGCAAACAAGAGAUUCGCGCACCAGUCUUGAGUUUCAUGGCUCCUGAAGUAUAAGGGCCAACCAUCUGGAUCGAAACUCCCAGUUUCUCGUUAGGCAAAUACCGUCUUCAAGGACUGAGGGUCAUAUUGCUUUCAAACAUUGGCCGACCUUGCCCUUUCCAAUGGCUGUUCUAAAGGAAAAGCUCUAAGCCCAGGAAUUAGCUCCCUGGGCCCGAGGAAAACCCAGCCCGAAUAUGCAUAAAAGAUUACCGGCCCCUUGCAUCUAAAUUCCCAACACUGGGCCGUUGUCUGCUGCUGCUGUUGAGGAAAUAGGGUAGAGAGGUCGGGUGGUCUGUCAUCGCCAUUUUUAUGUAUAUAUGCAGCCAAUUAAACACUAUGAAGAAUUAAUAGCAAACUUUGGGGAAGCCCUUAAUGGGGAAAUCAGCGCUUCUCAUUUCGAAGUAAUAAAAAUCAUUGGCAAAGGCGGGUUCUCACACGUAGUUGAAGCAAGAAAAAAGGAUAACGGUUUACUAUAUGCAAUCAAAAUUAUGAAUAAAGAUUUCGUUAGAAGCGAAGAUAAAGUCAACCAAAUUUUCGCUGAGCGAAAUAUUAUGAGCACUGUAAAUCGGCUCCAUGUCAAAUGACCGUGGAUUUUUGACAGUGUACAUUACAUCGAAAUCCAUUGGUCGAAAAUUUUUGAUAGUGUGGACAUUUGGCCAAAAAUUAACGAUUUUUUUCGGUCAAAUGUCUCACUAUCAUCAAUUUUCGGCCAAAAAUUUUUCGGUGAAAUGGACACUAUCAAAAAGGCAAAGUCAUUUGACCUGCACCCCUGUAAAUCACCCUUUUAUAAUUAAAAUGCAUUGGGCAUACCAAACUGCCUCAGAGCUGCAUUUAGUAAUGGAUUUCUGUCCUGGUGGGGAAUUGUUUUACCAUUUGCAUAAUGCAGGAAGGUUUACUGAGGAUCAAGCAAGAUUUUACUUUGCAGAAAUUUUGCUGGGGAUUGAGUAUUUGCACACUCGAGAUAUAGCCUAUAGAGACUUGAAACCUGAAAAUGUCUUGCUGGAUAUUGAUGGCCAUGUAAGGCUAACUGACUUUGGGCUUUCUAAAGAAAAUUUAGGAAAAAGUGAACGAAGCUAUAGCUUUUGUGGGUCACCAGAGUACAUGAGCCCAGAAAUGUUGACAGGCUUUGGACACAAUCGAAGUGUAGAUUUUUAUAGGAGUUUUCCCUAUAUUGCCCGAUAAGGGCCGUGUGUUCUCCGUGGAAUUCCUCUGUUGGUCAAACCAACUCAGUGCUUUGGUUUGAAGAAUUCACUGGUUGGUUAAACCAGCAGAGGGAUUCCUCGGAGAACCCACGGCCCUUAUCGGGCCAUAUAGGGAAAACUCCUAUAUAGCUUAGGAUCACUAUUAUAUGAAAUGCUCACUGGCCUACCACCUUUUUAUGAAGAAAAUCGUGCAAAAAUGUAUUGGAAAAUCCUAAAUGAGCCUGCAUUGAUUCCAGGCUACAUCAGCAAAGCAGGCAGAGAUUUACUGCAGCGAUUACUAGUCAAAAUUCCUGAAGACAGGCUUGGAUCUGUAAGGGGAAGUGAAGAAAUAAAAAAUCAUCCCUGGUGCUCAGGAAUUGAUUGGUUUAAACUUUAUGACAAAAAAAUCCAGCCUCCUUUUAAGCCAAGCAUUCAUGGCUCUAAUUUUGAUUUAUCCUAUAUGAAUGCAAAUGAAAACCAGCUUUCUAAGCCUGUAUCUCUCGGAAGCCAAAAAAUGGUUGCAAAGGAUGAGUUUUUUGGUUUCGAUUAUAAUGAAAAUAUGCACAAACAACGAAGCAAAACAGAAAACAUGUCAUUUCUUUCCACAGAAACCAGUGGUUCUUCAGCCCACAAGCAGAUAAAGCAUUCCUUAUCAUCUCUUUUCACAAAAGAAUCCCAUCAUUUGAAAUCAAUUUCAAAUAUAAAUAUAGAGCAGCAAGCCUCACAGUCUUUAAAGAAAGAUGAAAUAAUGUCAGUGGAAAAGGUAACAAAACGACGAAAAGAGGACUUUGAGGAAAUUCACCAUGUCAGAAAAUCACCGUUAGGCCCUGAAAUGAUGUCGAUUAAAAUUCAGCCAAAGCCAUUAAGAUUAGGAAUUAAAAGAAACACCCGGAGAAGAACCAGUGAAGUCGAUUUACAUAGACUGGAUGAUUUAAAGAAAAAAGGAAAAGUCAAUGUAUAUCAUAGAAACAACGUUUAUUUUGAUAAAACUGCUAUGAAUGUAGCAUUCUAA